GCUGCUGCUGCUGGCCGGGGCCGUGGGCGGAGGAGUCAUGUUGGAUCUGCCUCACCCAACUAACAUCACAUAUACUAUCAAUGAAAAUAACUGCCAGCUGAAUGUGACAUGGGCUCCUGUAAAAAUAGAAGAUGACUGCAAUCUACGGUAUGUAACUGCUAUAACCACCAGUGGAGAGUGGGGCCAAAAGGAAUGGAAUGUUCAAAAUUUCCGGACAGUGUUCAUACCUCUGGGUAAAAAAGUCAUUUUUGGAGUUGCCACUUCAUGCGAAGGACGGGGUGAUGGAGAUUAUGUUAAAAUCACUCUUUGUCAAAAUGGUACUGCAGGUACAGGAGCCACUAAAAUCCGAUGUAUGUGGUACAAUAUGAAGUACAUGAUGUGCUCAUGGCAGCGUGGAGAGAAUGCAAGUCCUAACACAACCUACAAGUUGAAUUACUGGUAUAUUGAUCAAGAAAGAGGAGGGCCAUGCACACAUUACACUAAAAAAGGUGAUGACUUUCGAUGCACUUUCGACACAAACCUUUAUUGGCCUCCAGGACUCAGCAUUUCUAUUCAGGGCAAUUCCAGAGACAUUCAGCCUGUGUGUAUAAUGAAUAAAUUACCAGAAAAAUAUGAAUUUCUAGUAAAACCUGAUCCUCCAUUGAUUGUAAAGCCCAAAAGGAGCAAUGAAGGAGUUAUUCUACAGUGGACUGAACCAAGGGGCUUGAAUGACAUGUGCUAUCAACUAGAAAUUAAUAACAAACCUGACUCAGAAAUUUACAGGUCACGUAACAAUGUAACAAUUGCUCUCAAGAGUAAACAAUACUACACUUUCCGGGUGAGAGCCAGGACUUCUAAGACCAACUGUAAGCACACACCUGAUCCCUGGAGCGAGUGGAGCGAGGCAGUAGAAGUAGAUGAUAGAGACUUUCCAUUUUCUCUCCUUCUAUACAUUCUCCUUCCAUUAUGUGUGGCAGUCCUGACUAUCAUAUUCCUCAUACACCUGAAGAGGAUUAAGAUGUUGAUUCUUCCUACAAUUCCUGAGCCUGGAAAGUUUCUGAAACAAAUGUUUGAAGAGCACAUUGAAGAUCUUCAAAAACCUCCCCCUGAAGACCCAAUCAAGGAUGAGCAAACCCAUUUGUUGGUAUUCAUACAGCCUUCUUGUAAUGAGAACUGAGGAAAUGAGGGGACUGUCUACAUCAGAUAACUCUUGAAUGUAAACCAGAGGUUUUUGGGGCAGGGACUGAUGCUUCUAGCUGCUGGAGAAUCUCUUGGCAAUGCCCUGCUGCAGA
Molecule: messenger RNA, 1271 nt
Organism: Lacerta agilis (Sand lizard)
Lineage: Eukaryota; Metazoa; Chordata; Lepidosauria; Squamata; Lacertidae
Gene: IL13RA1
Product: interleukin 13 receptor subunit alpha 1
Exons: 11
Coding region: 38-1156 (372 amino acids)
Biological process (GO): cytokine-mediated signaling pathway
Cellular component (GO): external side of plasma membrane
Molecular function (GO): cytokine receptor activity; protein binding
Source: RefSeq, a predicted model, not a curated record